Messenger RNA from Gymnogyps californianus (California condor), 819 nucleotides. RefSeq names its product mesoderm development LRP chaperone (gene MESD). Gene Ontology annotation, biological process: protein folding. The record is from RefSeq and is a predicted model, not a curated record. Lineage: Eukaryota; Metazoa; Chordata; Aves; Accipitriformes; Cathartidae. The coding region runs from base 16 to 678 and encodes 220 amino acids. The transcript is spliced from 3 exons. Gene Ontology annotation, molecular function: low-density lipoprotein particle receptor binding.
GAGCUCUGGGAGAAGAUGGCGGCGGCCGCUGGCUGGGCCCUGCUGGGCUUGGCGCUGUGGUUGUGCGCGGCAGCCGGGGCCGGGGACCCGGAGGGGAAGCGGCGAGCCGGGCCGGCCAAGAAGAAGGACAUUCGGGACUACAACGACGCGGACAUGGCUCGGCUGCUGGAGCAGUGGGAGAAGGAUGAUGACAUUGAAGAGGGGGAUCUUCCCGAACACAAGAGGCCUCCAGCACCAAUAGAUUUCUCAAAAAUUGAUCCAGGCAAGCCUGAAAGUAUUCUGAAGCUGACAAAAAAGGGGAAGACUUUGAUGAUGUUUGUCACAGUGUCGGGAAAUCCCACAGAAAAGGAGACAGAAGAAAUUACUAGCUUGUGGCAGGGCAGUCUCUUCAAUGCAAACUAUGAUGUGCAAAGGUUUAUUGUUGGCUCAAAUCGUGCCAUCUUUAUGCUGCGUGAUGGCGGUUACGCCUGGGAGAUCAAAGACUUUCUGAUAAAUCAAGAAAGGUGUGCGGAUGUUACUCUGGAAGGUCAGGUUUAUCCUGGCAAAGGAGCAGAAGAAAGUGAGAAAGUGAAAAACAAAACAAAACCUGAAAAAGCAAAGAAGAAAAAAGAUGCGGACAAGAAAUCUAAUAGCAUCAAAGAGGACAACCGAGCAACCAAACAGAGAGAGGAUCUAUGACGGACGCGUUAACCAGACUGAAUGCUGCUCUGCUGUUCCUUGAAGGGAAACUAAUUUUCCAUACAAUUCCUGGCUUUACUGGGGGGGAAGGAAGGAAGGAAGCAGAGAUUACUGAGAUUAAAAGACUUCUAUGUUGAAAUA